AGGGGCUAAGUCUAAUCUCAUAUUCCUUCUGCUUUUGCUUCUGCACGGUGUGUAGACUUACCUUCACAAAUCCACAAUGAGCCAAAUAUUGGGCGCCAAGCUUGGAAAGUGUAAUGUUGGGAGUCCUUGUGGCACUAAGAACUUUAGCAGCUGCUCAACCGGUGGUGGGUAUGGAGGUGGAAAAGUCAGCUUCACUUCGUCUUCAGUUAUACGAUCUGGAAGUAAACCUGCAUACUCCGCUAGUGGCAGAUUUGGUUCAUCUAGCCUUUUCAACUUUGGCGGGAACAAAAGGAUAAGCACUGGAAGCAACAGAGGAGUAAUCAUUGGUGGUAAAAGCUAUAGCAGCUUUUGUGAAAGUUUCCCUGUUUGCCCACCAGGAGGUAUCCAAAAUGUUACAGUCAACAAAUUACUGCUCCAACCAGUCAACGCAGAUAUUGAUCCAAAUGCCCAAAGAAUCAAAACAGAAGAACGAGAGCAGAUGAAAUCUCUAAACAAUAAGUUUGCAUGCUUCAUAGACAAGGUUAGAUUCCUUGAACAGCAAAAUCAAAUUCUGGAAACAAAAUGGAAUAUUUUGAAAGAACAAAAUCAAAAGAUGGAAGCCAGGAAAGAAUUUUAUGACAGAGAAUAUCAAUCUAUGUUUGAUGCGUACAUUAGCAGUCUUCAAAGGCAAAUUGAUAAUUCCAAAACUGAAAAAUGCCGCCUGGAAGGUGACCUAAGUAGCAUGCAAAAUGUUGUGGAGGACUUUAAGUGCAAAUAUGAAGAAGAGAUUAAUAAAAGAACAUGUGCUGAAAAUGAGUUUGUAACCUUGAAGAAGGAUGUAGAUGAUGUUUAUUUGCAAAAAGUUGUUUGUGAGACCAAACAAGAAGCCUUGGAGAAUGAGGUCGACUUCCUAAGGGCCCUCUUUGAUGAGGAAGUGGCUGAAAUGCAAGAACGAAGUUCUGAUACAAAUGUUGUCUUGUCUAUGGACAACAACCGUAAUUUGGACUUGGGUGAACUAAUUGCUGAAAUGAAGUCUCAAUAUGAGGAAAUUGCAGCAAAAAGUAAAGCUGAGGCCGAAGCUGCCUACGCUAGACAAUAUCAACAGCUGAAAGAUGCAGCUGGACAACAUGUAGAUAGUCUACGAGACAGCAAGACUGAGAUCCAAGAACUGAGCAGCUUGGUCAAGAGAAUUAAAGGUGAAAUUGACUGUGUGAAAAAGCAGAUAUCCAGCUUAGAGACUGCAAUUUGUAAAGCAGAAGACCGUGGAGAACUUGCUUUGAAAGAUGCCAAAGUCAAACUAUGUGAAUUGGAGGCUGCUCUACAGAAAGCCAAAGAAGAUUUAGCUUGUCAGCUCCGUGACUACCAGGCACUUCUCAGUGUAAAAAUGACUCUAGAUGCUGAGAUAGGCACUUACCGAACUCUAUUAGAAGGGGAGGAGAGCAGAAUACAUGGAGAAGUUGACAACAAAGUUAAGAUGUGUGUCUUCAACGCCACUGGAAAAGUUGGCAGUUCUGUGGUAUCUGACUGCGCUCCAUGUAAUGUCAAAACUCCUGUGAUCAAAGUAACAGGAGCCCAAAGUGGAAAGACAAUAUACUCCACUGUGACCUCAUCUCAGAGUACCUCCAGGAAGCAGUACUGAUCACAACUUGAGAUAUUAGGAAGACGUAUUAUAAGUGAAACCAGUCUGUGCUGUUGUUCCAUUAGUGUAUAAAGCUGGGCAUAACAAUUUCUUCUUCUUGAUGCAUGCUUACUGCAUGCAGAUUCUAUAUAUAGAUGUCUAGUGUUUUAAAGUCAUCUUAACAAAUGAAUGCAAACUUCAUUGACUAGAACCUUGGCAUCAAUAGCUGAUUAUCUAUAUUGCAUAGUUUCUAUUCUCUCUUCCUACUAAAACUACUACUUUGGCCUUUGUCGCUAUCACUGCAUUACCGCAAGACUGUAUCUUAUCCUUCAAUAAAGAGCAUGUUAAACUCA
Bufo gargarizans (Asiatic toad) is the source of this 1950-nucleotide messenger RNA. Its product is annotated as keratin, type II cytoskeletal 75-like. Gene Ontology annotation, biological process: keratinization; intermediate filament organization. Gene Ontology annotation, molecular function: structural constituent of skin epidermis. Gene Ontology annotation, cellular component: keratin filament. The transcript is spliced from 9 exons. The record is from RefSeq and is a predicted model, not a curated record. The coding region runs from base 77 to 1618 and encodes 513 amino acids. Lineage: Eukaryota; Metazoa; Chordata; Amphibia; Anura; Bufonidae.